Molecule: messenger RNA, 711 nt
Organism: Rhinocladiella mackenziei CBS 650.93
Lineage: Eukaryota; Fungi; Ascomycota; Eurotiomycetes; Chaetothyriales; Herpotrichiellaceae
Exons: 2
Coding region: 1-711 (236 amino acids)
Biological process (GO): mitochondrial protein processing; mitochondrial proton-transporting ATP synthase complex assembly
Cellular component (GO): extrinsic component of mitochondrial inner membrane
Molecular function (GO): metalloendopeptidase activity
Source: RefSeq, a predicted model, not a curated record
AUGGCUGACUCAAAAGAAUCUCCCGCCGAACCCGAGCCCGGUUCCGAUUUUCUCCCUAGCGACACUCUCUCCAAUCAGUUUAGAAAUUUCUAUCGGAUGGCCACCGGCAAGAUGUCUCCGGAGGGACAGAGGUUAUACUGGGAAGAUGCGGACGAAAGAUACAGCAAAAUAGAUUGUAAACGGUGUGAGGAGCAGCGAGAUUAUUUGUUAAAAUAUUCGCCCAUCAUCAGAUUCAUGACGGACAACAUACGAAACUUGGGAGGGGACAUUGGAAGACACAAUAUUCGCUGUCGAACUUGCAAGACGGGUCAACUGGGUGGAUUUGAUCAUAAGUAUGGGAUCAUGAUCUGUGCCAAUUGGGUAGAGAAGAAGAGCAUGCUGGAAGAUGUUAUGGCUCAUGAGAUGGUACAUGCCUACGACCAUUUGCGAUUCAAGACGGAUUUGGGUCCAGAGGAUGACUUGCGACAUGCUGCUUGCUCGGAGAUCAGAGCAAGCAAUCUCAGCGGAGAAUGUCGAUGGGCGAACGAGUUCUUCCGAAAUAAAAUCCUCUCCUUCACAAACCAUCAUCAAGACUGCGUUCGACGGAGAGCAAUACUUUCAGUCAAGUCCAGACCGAAUUGCAAAGACGAUGUCCAGGCCGUCAAAGUGGUGAAUGAGGUCUGGGACAGUUGUUUCAGAGACACGAGGCCUUUUGACGAAAUCUUUCGUUGA